This is a messenger RNA of Colletotrichum abscissum, 603 nucleotides long. Its product is annotated as ARP2/3 complex 16 kDa subunit. Gene Ontology annotation, biological process: Arp2/3 complex-mediated actin nucleation; regulation of actin filament polymerization. The transcript has 2 exons. The record is from RefSeq and is a predicted model, not a curated record. Gene Ontology annotation, molecular function: actin filament binding. NCBI's taxonomy places the organism in Eukaryota, Fungi, Ascomycota, Sordariomycetes, Glomerellales, Glomerellaceae. The coding region runs from base 1 to 603 and encodes 200 amino acids. Gene Ontology annotation, cellular component: actin cytoskeleton; Arp2/3 protein complex; cytoplasm.
AUGUCCAUUCACCGGGAGCUCAACGCCGCCUCGCUCAGCGACGCCUGGCGGACCAUCAACAUUGACGCCCUGCAGGAGGACUCGGCGUGCAACUUUGACACCAACACCCUGCGGCCGCCGCAGCCCGAGAUUGGCGAGGAUGAGGUCCGGCAGCUCGCGGGCCAGGUGCGGCAGUUGCUCCGCGGCGGGGACGCCGAGGGGGCGUUGAGGGGAUGUUUGGAGUUUCCUGUGUACAACGGACCUGAUGGCGCCAAGGAUGCCCACCUCCAGACCAUCACCGAGGUCCUCCAAUCCAUCAAGGCCUCCGAGAUGACGCCCCUCCUCAAGUCCAUCUACGGCGGCGCCGGCGGACCCGAGCUUCUCGACGUGCUGAUGAAGUACAUUUACAAGGGCAUGGCCGGCUCUGCGGCCUCUGGAGGACUGAGGUCGCCGCCGCCGCAGGCUGCGCCGAGCGGGUUCAGCCAGAUGGGCGGUCGCCCCGGAGCCACCAACGAGAACGUCGGUAGCGCGAUGAGCGUGUUGCUUAGCUGGCACGAGAAGGUUGUCGACGUGGCUGGGUUGGGAACUAUUGGUCGUGUCAUGACGGAUUGGAGACGGGUUUAA